Molecule: messenger RNA, 1347 nt
Organism: Lemur catta (Ring-tailed lemur)
Lineage: Eukaryota; Metazoa; Chordata; Mammalia; Primates; Lemuridae
Gene: PENK
Product: proenkephalin
Exons: 4
Coding region: 224-1027 (267 amino acids)
Biological process (GO): neuropeptide signaling pathway; chemical synaptic transmission; sensory perception
Cellular component (GO): axon terminus; plasma membrane; dendrite
Molecular function (GO): opioid receptor binding
Source: RefSeq, a predicted model, not a curated record
CUGCGUCAGCUGCAGCCCGCCGGCGAUUGGGGCGCGCGCGCCUCCUUCGGUUUGGGGCUAAUUAUAAAGUGGCUCCAGCCGCCGUUAGCCCCGCACGGCGAGGCAGGCGCUCGAGCCCGGCAGCCUGGCCCGGGGCCCCGCGGCGACGCUGAGGACCGCGACGAGUCGUGUCUGGGACCCGGUGUUUCUGACCAGCCUGCUCCAUCCGAACAGCGUCCACUCCAUGGCGCGGUUCUUGAGAUUUUGCACUUGGCUGCUGGUGCUCGGACCCGGGCUCCUGGCGACCGUGCGGGCGGAAUGCAGCCAGGACUGCGGGACGUGCAGCUACCGCCUGGUGCGCCCGGCAGACAUCAACUUCCUGGCUUGCGUGAUGGAGUGCGAAGGAAAACUGCCUUCUCUCAAAAUCUGGGAGACCUGCAAGGAGCUCCUGCAGCUGUCCAAGCCCGAGUUUCCUCAGGACGGCACGAGCACCCUGCGGGACAGCGGCAAACAGGAAGAGAGCCAUUUGCUGGCCAGACGGUACGGGGGCUUCAUGAAGCGGUACGGGGGCUUCAUGAAGAAGAUGGACGAGCUUUACCCCAUGGAGCCGGAGGAAGAGGCCAACGGGGCUGAAAUCCUUGCCAAGCGGUACGGGGGCUUCAUGAAGAAGGACGCGGAGGAGGACGACUCCCCGGCCAACUCCUCGGACCUGCUGAAGGAGCUGCUGGAAACGGGGGACAACCGGGAGCGUGGCCGCCACCAGGACGGCGGUGAUAAUGAUGAAGAGGUGAGCAAGAGAUACGGGGGCUUCAUGAGAGGCUUAAAGAGAAGCCCCCAACUGGAAGACGAAGCCAAAGAGCUGCAGAAGCGAUAUGGGGGCUUCAUGAGAAGGGUGGGCCGCCCGGAGUGGUGGAUGGACUACCAGAAACGGUACGGAGGCUUCCUGAAGCGCUUUGCGGAGUCUCUGCCCUCCGACGAAGAAGGCGAAAGUUAUUCCAAAGAAGUUCCCGAAAUGGAAAAGAGAUAUGGAGGAUUUAUGAGAUUUUAAUACCCUUUCCCAUCAGUGGCCCCGGGCCCAGCAAGCCUCCCUCUACCCUCCAGUGAGCCCCCGCCUCCUUGAUGGUGUUUUGCUGCCGUGUGUUGCUUGUAUCGCACAGUUGACUUCAUUGUCUGGGUGACUAGACAACCCGAAAGCUGUCACUUCACGUUCUGUGUCCUUCCUAGAGUCUUUAAGCUCAGUGUUGGUCUAUUGCAGCUAUCUUGUUUUUGUGCUAAAAUAGUUUUUGUUAUCUUGUCCCUUAUUUUUGACAAAGCAUCAGUAAAUGCUUACUUGUAUAUAGAUAUAAUAAACCUAUUACCCCAACUGCA